ACCGGUUGACAGUAUAGGUUUUCUUUUACUCAUUAUUUAGAAAUGGCCGCUCCCAGUACGAGCUGAGACUUGUGGUCAUAUUUUUCGAAAUUUUCAAUUUUCUUCAACAUUUGUCAUUAGGAAUUAUUGUAUCGUUUUCAAAAUGGGUAAACACAUGUGUGCCAUUGCAGUGUCUGUUUUUUUCAUGAUUUCAGCUUUAGCUUUGACUUUAAUCAGCAUAUAUUUCGAUUAUUGGUAUGAAGUUGAUGCUGGAAAUAAUAGCAAUACAACGAUCAAAAAUACAUUUUCCUAUCGAUAUGGAAUGUGGAGGAAGUGUUAUCUUUACGAAACACCGUCGGCCGAAGAAAGAGUGAGAUAUGAGAACUGUGUGUAUACAUACGAAGAUUUGAUUCCAAGGAAAGCUCCAGAGGAUUCCGAUGGUAUUAGAUACCUUCAUCUAGAGAGAUCAUGGGUUGGAUUAUUAAUAACAUGUGGAGCAAUACAGAUAUUUGCAGUCUUAACAAUGAUUUGUGGAUUGUGGCCAUGUAGAAAGAACCCAAAGAGGUCAUCUAUAUAUUUAGCCAGUGCUAUAAUGUUCUUGUUAGCAGCAAUGGCAGGUGUAGCAAGUAACGUGUGUUUCAUGGCAUUACGAGAUUUAGAUGAGAAUAAAAACUAUCUUUAUCCUGCAAACACAGAGAUAAAAUAUGACUGGACAUUCAUGACGUCGUGGAUUGGAACUGGACUUUGCUUUAUUUUAGCCUUUAUGUAUAUAUGUCUAUUAUGUGUGGACUAUGAUGAUGUCAAUGAAACAGGCAAAUAUUCCACAUUCUCAGAAUAGAUCUCGCCUCACGGUUCGGCAAAGUAUAACCAGUACUUGUAAUACUCUAUGUGGAUAUAAGGAGAGUGUUCAUGUCCACAGAAUAUUUACUUACUUAAAUGUGAAUCUCGAUAAUUGUUGAUGUCAAAAAGCAUUCAUUUUUAAAUCACAUUGUAUAUCAAUGCUAAAAACAAUUGUAUCCUGUAAUUUUACCUUUUAAAAUUUUCGUUUUCGGUAUGCGUGCAAUUUGCAUGACUUGUAUGUGCAGUAAAAUGUAUAUACGUUUUAAAAUUGGUUUUUAACUUGAGGUCAUAAAAUAUAAGCGGUGUCGGGUGUCAACAAAAUACUGUAUUACAGAAGUGAUUUAUUAACAUUUUUAUAACUGUACCAUUACGACAACGUGUAUGAAUUUCUAAGAUCAACCGGAUGAAACACCACAACCGCCAAAGAAUCCGUGCAGCUGGGCAACCAACAAUGGAUAUACAAAUAUUUAUAUCUAACAUUUCACAGGAGUUUAUUACUUGACCAAAGACUAAUUAAACAGUAUUAUCUUACAUUUUUUACUUUGUAGACAUUUUAAACGAAGACAUUAUAGGGUCCAUUGUAAAAUAAAUAAAAACAACUAAGAUUGUCGCAGUGAUCUAAAUAACACGGUAUACAAUUAUUUGAACUGUCACUGGGAACUGAUUUACAUGUUUGACCUGUAAUAUCUUUAAUUUUUGAUAGGAAGGAUAGAUGAUAAAACAUUUUUGCCUUUGGAAAUUGAGAUUUGUAUUAUUAUGAAAUUAUAUACAAUUGCCACCAACCUGAUUUUACAAUAUAUUUUACACGCAUAUCGUUAUAAAAAUUGUGUACUUUUAAAAAGAUUUGUUUAGUGUAUUGAUAACUUAUAUAAUGAGGCGGUGGAAAAUCAGGGGUAGGCUUUGGAGAAAACCGGCGUAGGCGGUGGAGACAAACUGGGGUAGGAGUUUUCGAAGUCAUGCUAUUGAAAUAACAUCGCUCUUUUAGUCCGCCUAUCAUUUGCAUAUUAAAUAGAAUAUAAUAAAACAUGCACGCGAGUUCAAAGAUAAACCUUUCUGACAGAAAACAGCAUUGUCAUGAAAUCCAAUAAUGUCGCUAAUUCAAAUAAGAUUUACCUAAAUGUAUUUUAUUUUAUUUUUAAAGUAAUGUGCGAGGCAAUAUACAUAUAUACAUAUAUACAUGUGAAAAUGUUUGAUUUUGUUUAUCAUAUAUGCACUAAUUUUACUUUAUAUAUAUUUUCAUUAAAAGUAAAUAAAAGUGUAAAUCUUA
Messenger RNA from Mytilus californianus (California mussel), 2086 nucleotides. RefSeq lists its product as uncharacterized. Lineage: Eukaryota; Metazoa; Mollusca; Bivalvia; Mytilida; Mytilidae. The coding region runs from base 143 to 817 and encodes 224 amino acids. Gene Ontology annotation, cellular component: plasma membrane. The transcript has 4 exons. The record is from RefSeq and is a predicted model, not a curated record.